AUGUCUGCUUCUAGUACCGCAUCCUCAAGCCCACCUGCUAGCAGUCCACCUCCACCGGCUCAAGAAACAGAUGCGAGUUUGAAUCAGGAGACCAGUGAGGGGGCGGCUCGCCAUACAAGUCCUAUGAGGAUAUCAAGCAGCCCAAUGAAAAGUGAUAGCGAAGAGAGUGAUGAAGCAAUCAAACACGGCAAUCGAAGUGAGCAAAGCAGUGACCUUGAAAUAACACUAGAACUUCCCGCGAGACUAGGCGGAUUCAACGUUGGUGGUGAUGAUAGAAGUCAACGUUAUAUGGCAGCUGGGGGCGGUUCAUAUACCGUCAGAUCAUUGGUCAGCGAAGAGCAAACGGGUGCAGCGCGAAAUAUCUCUACGCCGGGACAAAGGAUCGUUCCAACCCAUCCAGCUCGAGACCGGAAGAGACGGCUGACAAGCACAGCUGAGCAAGGUCGACUGCAGCGAACACGCUCUGGAGAAAUGAGCAGAUCUAGUGCUCAGACAUUGCCGCAUCGAUCUGCAUCUAUGAUUACCCCGUCGUCAAAGGGAAAGGCCAAUUCAGCUGCUUCUGGGUCCACGUGGGCAACUGCGAUUGAUAUCACUUCUUCCCCGCCAGACGCUGGUCCAUCUGGUAGCCAGGGACAAGCCAAUAGACAGAUUAGCGAGACAGCUAUGCCGAUGCGUCCACCAAAACUCGGUUCUGCGAGUUCCCAUGGCUAUGGACAAGUGCAUAUCGAUGCUGUACUACCAGGAACACGCACAGAUACACAGACACUUGCAGAAGCACUGAGAACCCCGCACACCGAAGCAGAGAUGGAACCAACCCUACCUCGCUGGCAACCUGAUGCUGAAGUGACAAGCUGCCCAAUUUGUGCUGUGGUUUUCAAUUUCUGGCAUAGAAAGCACCAUUGCCGAAAGUGUGGUCGUGUUGUGUGUGCCUCUUGCUCCCCUCAUCGGAUCACUAUUCCCAGGCAGUACAUUGUACGCCCACCCGAAUCCGCUCAGCCACUUGAAUCUUCCCCCGCUCCCCCGCGACAAAUAGUUGAUCUGACUAGCGAUGUCGAUCUUAUUCCCACCACACAAGCUAUCAAUCCCGCUCUGGGAGGAGGCGAAGAGGUCCGUCUUUGCAAUCCCUGUGUGCCAGAUCCCAAUCCAAAUCCGCUCGGCUACGGCGUACGAUCACGCGGUCACCGCUCGACCAACUCAUUGCCUUCCAGCAUGGGUAAUUACAUGUCCAGUGAGGAGAGUGCGUCGAACAACCAGGCCCAUCGUGGCUAUAGCCCUGAAUUCCUACAAGAAUUGGGCUAUAAUGUACGACAGAGUCUCCGAGAUCAAGGCACAGAGCGAAAUGGCUCCGGUCACCACCACCAUCACUCUCAAUCUGACCUUCCAUCUUCCCAUCAUUCCGUCACAAUAGCGGCAUCGCCACGACGCUCCACAGUAUCAGAGCAAGAUCUCUGCCCUAUCUGCGGGCGUCGGUUCCCCGAAAUCAGCAACGAGCAGCCCCUCGAAGCACGCGAGGCGCACAUCAGGCAGUGCAUCGAGAACUACGGGGCCCCAGUUGCAACCACCACAGCCUCUACCUCCACGCGCAGGGGGCUAGCACCACCACCGCCGCCGCCGCCAACACCACCCGUGGCUCGAAUGCUUGAGUUCACGGCCACGGAGAAGGACUGCAUUGGCGAGGAUGCGGGGGCCGCCGAGUGCCCCAUCUGCUUGGUGGAGUACGAGGUCGGAGACGUGCUGAUCCGACUGGAGUGCUUGUGCAAAUUCCACAAGCACUGCAUCUUGGGUUGGUUCGAGCGCAAGAUGGAGUGUCCAACCCACAAGGUUUCCUAA
This is a messenger RNA of Penicillium malachiteum, 1830 nucleotides long. RefSeq names its product phosphatidylinositol-3-phosphate-binding ubiquitin-protein ligase. Gene Ontology annotation, molecular function: metal ion binding. The record is from RefSeq and is a predicted model, not a curated record. The coding region runs from base 1 to 1830 and encodes 609 amino acids. The transcript is spliced from 3 exons. NCBI's taxonomy places the organism in Eukaryota, Fungi, Ascomycota, Eurotiomycetes, Eurotiales, Aspergillaceae.